Molecule: messenger RNA, 438 nt
Organism: Symbiodinium natans
Lineage: Eukaryota; Dinophyceae; Suessiales; Symbiodiniaceae
Source: the annotation of a GenBank genome assembly
AUGCAAGGACGCAGAGAAGAGCUCCGCAGCUUUGCACAGGAACGAGGCGUGAGUUUCACUGGCGAGGUCUACUUUAGGCCUGUCCACCGCAUGCCUGCAUAUGAGAACAGCGCGGCAGCUUCAGCGCAUCUACCUGUCACGGAUGACUUGUGUUUGAACCAUGUGUGCCCGCCCCUCUACCCGGAGCUGAGAGAUGAAGACGUUGAUUACGUAUGCGAUGUGAUGUCAUGGCCUGGGUUUUUACAUGUGCAUGCAGCGGCAGUCGCAUCCGAAAGUGAGAGCUUCACAACUUUCCCCGAGGAAUGCUUUCAAUGCCUUCAAUGCUUUCAAUGCGCAAGAGCAGGAAGAGCAGAUUGCGCACGCUGCGCACGUUGCAGAGACCGAGCCGCUCUUGAAGAAGCCCAAAAAAAAGGAAUGCACUGGUCGAAUGCUUUGUGA